Molecule: messenger RNA, 3422 nt
Organism: Musca vetustissima
Lineage: Eukaryota; Metazoa; Arthropoda; Insecta; Diptera; Muscidae
Gene: Gyc88E
Product: soluble guanylate cyclase 88E
Exons: 9
Coding region: 25-3420 (1131 amino acids)
Biological process (GO): response to oxygen levels; nitric oxide-cGMP-mediated signaling; cGMP biosynthetic process
Cellular component (GO): guanylate cyclase complex, soluble
Molecular function (GO): heme binding; oxygen sensor activity; guanylate cyclase activity
Source: RefSeq, a predicted model, not a curated record
CUUGGUGUAUCGGAACGUGAAUUUAUGGAUCAAAUGGGUGUGUAUUUUGUCGGUUUCGUUGGUCAAUAUGGCUAUGAUCGUGUUCUCUCUGUGCUUGGGCGCCACAUGCGUGAUUUUCUCAAUGGCCUCGAUAAUUUACAUGAAUAUUUGAAAUUUUCCUAUCCACGGAUGCGAGCACCCUCCUUCAUAUGUGAAAAUGAAACGAAGCAGGGUCUCACUCUGCACUAUCGUUCGAAGAGACGUGGCUUCGUGUAUUAUACCAUGGGUCAGAUACGAGAAGUUGCCCGCUAUUUCUAUCACAAGGAAAUGCAUAUUGAGCUGGUGCGUGAGGAAAUCCUUUUCGACACUGUCCAUGUCACGUUUCAGUUGACAUUCGAUAAUCGAGCCUUUACAUUGGCCUCCUUGGCCAUGACACGCGAGGAGAAACAUUUGCCAAUUAGUGCCCAUGUGUUAUUUGAGAUAUUUCCAUUCUGUAUUGUUUUUGGUGCCGAUAUGGUGGUACGCAGCAUUGGAAAUUCCUUGAUGGUCAUAUUGCCAGAUUUACUGGGUAAAAAAAUCACAGCAUGGUUCGAUUUAGUGCGUCCAUUGAUUGCCUUUAAAUUUCAAACGAUUUUAAAUCGCACCAACAAUAUCUUUGAAUUGGUAACAGUUGAACCGGUAACAGACCGCCCGGAAAAUCAAAAAUCCAAUGAAAUGUUAUUGCACGAUGAUGGUUCGGAACCGGAGAAAUCGCUGAGGCUAAAGGGUCAAAUGGUUUAUAUGGACAAUUGGCGUAUGAUUAUGUUUUUGGGCACCCCAGUUAUGCCCGAUCUGAAUGCUCUGAUAACAACAGGUCUAUAUAUUAAUGAUUUGUCUAUGCAUGACUUCAGUAGAGAUCUCAUGUUGGCCGGUACUCAACAAUCGGUCGAAUUAAAAUUAGCCCUGGAUCAGGAACAACAAAAGUCAAAGAAACUAGAGGAGUCAAUGCGUAAACUGGACGAGGAAAUGCGUCGCACCGAUGAGCUACUGUAUCAGAUGAUACCGAAACAGGUGGCAGAUCGUUUGAGACGUGGCGAAAAUCCCAUUGACACAUGUGAGAUGUUCGAUUGUGUUUCGAUAUUAUUUUCGGAUGUGGUAACAUUUACGGAAAUCUGUAGUCGCAUUACACCCAUGGAAGUGGUGUCCAUGUUAAAUGCCAUGUACUCGAUAUUUGACACGCUGACGGAACGCAAUCAUGUCUAUAAGGUGGAAACAAUUGGUGAUGCUUAUAUGGUUGUGGCGGGAGCUCCUGAAAAAGAUCCAAAUCAUGCGGAGAAAGUAUGCGACAUGGCCUUAGAUAUGGUGGAUGCCAUAAAAGAUCUGAAAGAUCCCUCAACCGGUCAACAUUUACGUAUACGUGUAGGUGUACAUUCGGGCGCCGUGGUGGCCGGCAUUGUUGGCCUGAAAAUGCCACGCUAUUGUCUCUUUGGAGAUUCGGUAAAUACCGCCUCACGUAUGGAAUCGACAAGUGCCGCCAUGAAGGUACAUAUUUCCGAAUCGACUAAAGAGUUUUUGGGACCCAAUUAUCGGGUAACAGAGCGUGGGGAAAUUGAUGUGAAGGGGAAGGGUACCAUGAAAACCUAUUGGUUGGAUGAACGGGAGAAUCGUAAGCCGUUGCAGUUGUCACCGGCUCAACUGCUGCCUGUUUCGACAUUUGUACCACCACCGACAACACCUGCGGUGAUUAUGGCCAAGCCACCAGCAAGGGCUAUUAUGCCGGCUCCAACAGUAUUACCCAAGGAACGUACCAUGAUACAGGUACCCUCAGCGGCAGCAGCGGCGACCACGACAACUGCCUCAGGUUCCGUUACGGUGGCUACCUCAGCAGCCAAAGUUUCCAGCAAUGCGGAAACUGAAGCGAACAACGCAACCUCGGCAACCGUGGAGGAUCGUAGCCGUAUCUAUUCCCCAGUAACAUUCAAGGAUGUGGCACGUCGCAGUAUUGCCAACUCCCCCGUACGUAGCCUCUAUGGCAGUGCCUCUGCCGGGCUAGGAGAAAAAGGUCGAGAAUCUCGUUCCAAUUCAACGGGUCAUGUCUUUAUGCGCUCACCCAGUGAUGUCUUUGGUAGUUUAAUCUUGGACACUGAAGAAUUCCUUGAAGAUCUACAAAUGUCUCGAAGUUCACUGGCAAAUAAUGCCCAAUGUCCGUGUAGUCCGAUACCACCAUUUCGUAUUGGUAGUGCACCACCGAAACCACGACCCAGCAAUCCAGAUCAAUUUACGCCCGAAGAAUUGGCAGCAAUGGAACAGAUAACACCACCCUCAACAGCACCGGCUCGUGAAACCUCCACGUAUCACAUGAAGAGCUCCACGUCUACGACAAGUUUGAGUAUGGAUAAGCCAGCGACAAAAGUUAGUCGCAUUACACCCAUGGAAGUCGUGUCUAUGCUGAAUGCCAUGUAUUCCAUAUUUGAUACCCUGACGGAACGCAAUCAUGUCUAUAAGGUGGAAACAAUUGGUGAUGCUUAUAUGGUUGUGGCGGGAGCUCCAGAAAAAGAUCCAAAUCAUGCGGAGAAAGUAUGCGACACGGCCUUAGAUAUGGUCGAUGCCAUAAAAGAUCUGAAAGAUCCCUCAACCGGUCAACAUUUACGUAUACGUGUGGGUGUACAUUCGGGCGCCGUGGUGGCCGGCAUUGUUGGCCUGAAAAUGCCACGCUAUUGUCUCUUUGGAGAUUCGGUAAAUACCGCCUCACGUAUGGUGUUACCAUCACAAACAACGACCAUGACGACGACGACAACACCGCGUGUCAAGGAAGUGAAACCUGUAAAUAAGCCCACAACGUGUCCUCAGGCCACCACAACAGCUGCGGCAUCUGGAGCCACACCCAAAACGAAUGUUUUCAGUCGCACCACAUCCAAAGAGUCAAUUUCCAUGAACUCCCCACCACCAAUGCGCUCCAUGUCCGCCCCGCUGCCAAUGUCAAAGGCAGCUCGCAAGGCAUUUCUGGCAGCCAAACAGACCAAGGCCAUUGAGAAAUUGGAUAAAAUGAUUGAAGAGGUACAGGAAAAUGAUGCUCAGCUGAAGGCAUCGCAGAGUGCACGGCUGAAUGAGGUGUUCGGUGAUCGCAUGACUCCCCAGGGUGGUAAUGCGUCCGUGAUGGAUAUGAGUGGCGGUUGUCCACUGUUCUUGCCACCACCUCCACGGCAUAUGGGCAAUUCAAUUUCCGAUUCGAAUAUUUGCAGUCAUGGUCACAGUCAUGGCCAUGCCCCCACCAUACAUCAUGCACCGUGUCACCAUGUCCACGAGCCUUCCUCCAGUAAAUUGUCAACCAGUCAUAGUUUUAGUCAUGCUCGCCAUUCGGCCGCCAUCCAUCCAUGCUGUACGGGAGCCGCAUAUGCCGGACAUUCCGGAAAUGGUCGUCAUUCACAUCGCAUGCACUCGAAUGCCUGUCAGAUACUGUAGAU